Budorcas taxicolor (takin) is the source of this 1143-nucleotide messenger RNA. It is a transcript of the gene DUSP9, whose product is annotated as dual specificity phosphatase 9. Bases 1 to 1143 code for a protein of 380 amino acids. The transcript has 3 exons. Gene Ontology annotation, molecular function: protein tyrosine/threonine phosphatase activity; MAP kinase tyrosine/serine/threonine phosphatase activity. The record is from RefSeq and is a predicted model, not a curated record. Gene Ontology annotation, biological process: negative regulation of MAPK cascade; protein dephosphorylation. NCBI's taxonomy places the organism in Eukaryota, Metazoa, Chordata, Mammalia, Artiodactyla, Bovidae. Gene Ontology annotation, cellular component: cytoplasm; cytosol.
AUGGAGGGUCUGGGCCGCUCGUGCCUGUGGCUGCGCCGGGAGCUGUCGCCCCCGCGCCCGCGGCUGUUGCUGCUCGACUGCCGCAGCCGCGAGCUUUACGAGUCGGCGCGCAUCGGCGGGGCGCUGAGCGUGGCCCUGCCCGCGCUGCUGCUGCGCCGCCUGCGGCGGGGGAGCCUGUCGGUGCGAGCGCUAUUACCGGGGCCACCACUGCAGCCACCGCCCCCCGCCCCGGUGCUCCUGUACGACCAGGGCGGGGGCCGGCACUGGCGCGCCGAGGCCGAGGCCGAGGAGUGGGAAGCCGACUCGGUGCUGGGCACUCUGCUGCAGAAGCUUCGGGAGGAAGGCUACCUGGCCUACUACCUACAGGGUGGCUUCAGCAGAUUCCAGGCCGAGUGCCCUCACCUCUGUGAGACCAGCCUCGACCGCCGAGGGGGCCUGAGCAUGGCCCCACUGCCCAGCCCAGUGGUGGGGCUGGGGGGCCUGUGCCUGGGCUCUGACUGCUCUGAUGCGGAUUCCGAGCCUGACCGUGAUGCCAUGAGCUGCGGCCUGGAUUUGGAGGGCACCACACCCCCCCCAGCGGGGCUGCUGUCAUCCUUCCCCGUCCAGAUCUUGCCCAACCUCUACCUGGGCAGUGCCCGCGAUUCAGCGAACGUGGAGAGCUUGGCCAAGCUGGGCAUCCGCUACAUCCUCAAUGUCACCCCCAACCUCCCCAACCUCUUUGAGAAGAAUGGCGAAUUUCACUACAAGCAGAUCCCCAUCUCGGACCACUGGAGCCAGAAUUUGUCCCAGUUCUUUCCGGAGGCCAUCGCGUUCAUUGACGAGGCCUUGUCGCAGAACUGCGGGGUGCUCGUUCACUGUCUGGCGGGUGUCAGCCGGUCUGUCACUGUCACCGUGGCCUACCUCAUGCAGAAGCUGCACCUCUCGCUCAAUGAUGCCUAUGAUCUGGUCAAGAGGAAGAAGUCCAACAUCUCGCCCAAUUUCAGCUUCAUGGGGCAGCUGCUGGACUUCGAGCGCACCCUGCAGCUGGAAGAGCGCCGUGCCCGAGAGAGGGGCAGCGGGGGGCAGGAGUCGGCCGCCUCUGAUCCCCCCUCUUUCUUCACCACCCCGACCAGCGAUGGCGUCUUCGAGCUGGACGCCACAUAG